Messenger RNA from Botrytis cinerea B05.10, 1915 nucleotides. RefSeq lists its product as hypothetical. The transcript has 2 exons. The record is from RefSeq and is a predicted model, not a curated record. Bases 388 to 1533 code for a protein of 381 amino acids. Lineage: Eukaryota; Fungi; Ascomycota; Leotiomycetes; Helotiales; Sclerotiniaceae.
GUUGGCGUUGGCUUCUGCUCUUUUCCAUUUUCCAUCCAAUCUACCGCGAUUGGCUGCAUCAAUGAUAUAUCUUUACCAAUCAGGUUUAUGGCCAUCAAAAUAUAGGCGAGCCACGCAUUUCCCUCUACUAUGAAGGCCUGAAAUAGGAUCGUGGUCCUCCCGUUAGAAAUAGUCCAAAUCGUCUCAAGAUAGUUUUUCUCGAACAAUCCAAGCUAUCACUUCCUAAAGAAUAAUCUAGUCUGUUUCACGCCACUACAUACUCACAUCUAUCAAAGACUUCUAUUCCCUUUAGCAUUUUAUCUUUCGACCAACAUACUACUCUUUUUUAAUUCUACAGUGCCGAUUCUCAAUUAAAGCCCCAAAUCACCAGUCUUUGUGUCAAAUUUGAUGAUCUACAACUCGAAAAUCGAUACAGAAACAAACCGUGCACCACUUCUUCGCAGAUCAUCCGUCGACCUUGACGGUAUCAGGGACUUCACCAUCACCGUGGAUAUCUCCCUCCUCCUCAAGGACCCGGACUCUAAUGAGUCCCAGACCACAUCACCACCCGACAGAAACCAAACAAGAUCUACAUCCGUUCAAUCAUCAAUCACACAACCCGAAAUACCAAACUACGCUGCUGUCGUUUCUGCAGCCGGUGGGAAAAGAAGUAUGGGUGCCCAUCCAUCAGAAUCUCCUGCUAAGAAGCAAAGCAAAUGGUCGGCGGACGAAGAUGCUUUAAUCAUUGAUCUAAGAGGCAGUGGAAUGAAGUGGGAGGAUAUCUCUAAGAGACUACCGGGUCGAAGUGCUAUUAGUUGUCGGUUACAUUAUCAAAACUAUCUGGAACGUAGGAGUGAGUGGGACGAAGAACGAAAGAACAAACUUGCUAGACUCUAUGAAAGAUUCAAACAAGAAAUGUGGUCAAAGGUGGCCGAAGAAAUGGCAGUUCCAUGGCGAGCAGCAGAAGCCAUGCAUUGGCAACUCGGCGAAAACGACAUGGCAAGACGUGCUGGUGUCGUUCCUUUCUCUCUCUCGAGCGUAACUCUCGAUGCCCCAUCUUCUGGUUCGAGAGCCUCGCCUGCAAGGGGUCAUUCAUAUAGUCAAUCCACAUCUAGCACGAUGAAUUCAGCAUCUGGAGCAUCUCGAUACAGUAGACCUGGCACCGCACAAGGAAACCCAAAUCCAAGAGGUGUUGGAGCCACCCGUACAAUCGCCGCCAGGAGAGAGAGCACACCUAGAUCAGUACCACCUACGAGCCCAACAGAUGGCCUAGCCUUAGCGGCCAUUGGAGGUGGUAGUGGCAUGAUGAUGGGACAGGGUAGAGGAGGAUAUCUGCCUAGUUUGUCGGAAAUGACCACAGGUAUGAGCCCGUAUAGUACGCCUGCUUAUGCGAUGUCAAUGCCUGCGCAUUCAAGUGGUUACUCGAGUGGAUAUCCAAGUCCUGGUCCUGGGCCGCUCUUACCGGCUAUCGGCAUGUUGGGGCAGAGGAACGAUGGGAAGAGAAGGGGGAGCCCGGAGGGUGGGACGCGGGAUAGUAUUAGGAGGAGACAAUGAGGGUUGUCGCUAUGUUUGAUGAAAACUUGUUAUGUGCAAUGAUAUGAUGGAUAGAUGGAUGGAUGGAAACGUGUGUAAAUGCGAUUGGCGUUGAGGAAAAAGUUAAUUUUUGUUUCUACACCUGUUUUCUUUUCUUCUGGGGUAAAGUAGGGUAUGGAUGGGAUGGAUGGGUAGAGUGAGCAUAUGGGGAUGGACCUUGCAUAUUGGGAUGGCGCGAUGAUUUGAAAAAAUAUCCCUUGGCUUUGGAUCAGGGCUUUAUGAAUUGGAAUUUACAUUGAAUGGGAUGGAAUGGGGUUGAGAUGGGGUAGCGUAGCACGCAUUGCUUGCAGGCACGCAUGGUGUUCGAAACUAUACCUUCUAGAUUGUAUUAUGAUUUUUUGUA